This is a messenger RNA of Daucus carota subsp. sativus, 828 nucleotides long. Its product is annotated as B-box zinc finger protein 22-like. Gene Ontology annotation, molecular function: zinc ion binding. Gene Ontology annotation, cellular component: nucleus. The transcript is spliced from 3 exons. Lineage: Eukaryota; Viridiplantae; Streptophyta; Magnoliopsida; Apiales; Apiaceae. The record is from RefSeq and is a predicted model, not a curated record. The coding region runs from base 1 to 828 and encodes 275 amino acids. Gene Ontology annotation, biological process: photomorphogenesis; regulation of DNA-templated transcription.
AUGAAGAUUUUGUGCGUGGUAUGUGAAGUGAGGGAGGCUACGGUUUGGUGUUGCGGAGACGAAGCACCUCUUUGUUAUGGUUGUGAUCAGAAUGUUCACACAGCUAAUAAGCUGGCUUCCAGACAUCACAGAGUUUCUCUUGUGGAAACUACAUCAUCGCCUAAGUGUGAUAUUUGUCAGGAGGCGGUGGCUUUCUUUUUUUGCCGAGAAGAUCGAGCUUUGCUUUGUUCACGAUGUGAUCUCGCCGUCCACUCCUUGAACAUUUAUGUCUCAGCUCACCAGCGCUUUCUAGUUCCUGGAGUGAAAGCCGAGCUCGAGCCAAUCAAACAGAGUCAAGUCACUCCCUCACCAGUGAAAAAAUGUGCUGAAAAACAAACGUCUAGUAAAAUGGUGCCAAAGGCAUGUCCUGUUGAACAUGUCCAGCCCGUUACAAAUAUCGCGACUAACAGGCUGGCUUCUGCUGAAGCCUGUGUAUCCGAAGAUAUCCGGGAGCGGGAACUCAAUGAUAUCUUCGGAAACACAGGCUUCCUAAAAGCCUGGAUAGCUGAUCAUAACGAGAACUCAAGUCAGGGUAAUUUAGAUAGCUCAUCAGCAGGGGAUGAAAAUGACAGCUUGAUUAGAGCCUGGACAGAGGAACCAAGUCAUGCCUGGGCGGUUCCAGAGCUCAUAUCUCCACUGUUGGACACAGUCGAAUUGGAUUCGGCUACGGUGUGUGUUCCUGACGUUUCCUACUCCCUUGUGAACGAUAAUUACUAUCCAUUCCAGGAAAAUGGAUCCGGUCACAUUGAGACUGGUUCACAAGGGAGAGAGGACAAUAGUUAUGAGUAG